Messenger RNA from Dioszegia hungarica, 2091 nucleotides. Its product is annotated as inositol/phosphatidylinositol phosphatase. Gene Ontology annotation, cellular component: endoplasmic reticulum. Gene Ontology annotation, molecular function: phosphatidylinositol-4-phosphate phosphatase activity. Bases 1 to 2091 code for a protein of 696 amino acids. The record is from RefSeq and is a predicted model, not a curated record. The transcript has 12 exons. Gene Ontology annotation, biological process: phosphatidylinositol dephosphorylation. Lineage: Eukaryota; Fungi; Basidiomycota; Tremellomycetes; Tremellales; Bulleribasidiaceae.
AUGGCCCAGCAGCGCUUCAACUCGUUGCCGUUGCACGAGACGCUCAACCUGUAUGUCUCCCCAACAGCCUACGUAUUCGAGCCAGCCGGCAGCUCCUCCGCCGGUCUCGGCGAGAAGGAGGCCAAGGAGAGCCUAUUUGUUGACAGACGCACGGGCCGGAUGGCCUUGAACGAAAGUAUGGAUGCUCCGGUCGGGAAGGAGAAUGUCAUUACUUGCUAUGGUAUCUUGGGCGUAUUGAGCCUUGCAACGACCGACUUUCUCGUUAUCAUCACCGGUCGAACCCCCUCAUGCCGCCUCCUCUCCCAGGCCAUCUACCUCGCUACAGACUUCCGGCUCCUCCCCCUCUCUCCGCUCUCCACCUCCUCAUCCAUCCUCAACCACCCGGUCGAGAAGGAGCUCGUCUCGCUCGUCGAGCAAGGUCUCAAGUCUGGGCGCAUGUGGUACUCGUACGGCCUGGACCUCACGAAUACCAUGCAGCGGCAGCAGGACUUGGAGGAUCGGGGUCAGGGAGUCAAGGACUGUCCGGCGUGGAAGCGGGCGGAUGAGCGAUUCUUCUGGAACCGGUACUUGUCUGGGAGGAUGAUUGAUCUUACGGAGAACGGCGGAGUCGAUUUGAGCCGAUUCAUCUUGCCUGUGAUCUAUGGAUCUGUUGAGCUCCGUCAGACCGCCGUCAACAACCGAGACCUGCUCUUCUUCCUCAUUUCUCGUCGCUCCAGACAUCGUGCCGGUACUCGUUACUUUUCACGCGGUAUCGACACCCUCGGUAAUGUCUCCAACUUCAACGAGACGGAGCAGAUUGUGCUCUUUGAUCCUAUACCGCCCAAUGGCGAGAUUGCUCGUCGAGGAAGAGUGGAUGGAAAGGAACGGAUGAGCUAUGUGCAGAUCAGAGGGUCGGUGCCAAUGUUUUGGGCGGAGGUGAACAAUCUGCGGUACAAGCCGGAUCUGCAAGUGAUGGAAAUCCCAGAAACGGUACCUGCGCUUAAGCUGCACCUCCAGGCACUCAUCCGACACUACAACGAAGUCCACCUGAUCAAUCUUGUCAACCACAAAGGUCACGAACUCCCCAUCAAGGAUGCGUUCGAGCGCAACGUCACUGCGGCCGCGCAGUCCGACGCCGACAUAGCCGCCAAGGCGCACUAUCUCUACUUUGACUUCCACACCGAAUGCAAAGGGAUGCGAUUCGACCGGAUCUCGGUCCUCACCAAUAAGCUUCAGGCGAGUCUCGAGAGGAUGGGCUGGUUUCACUCCGGUGCGGCGGUAUUGGAGAAGACGGGCAAUGGAGAGGAUCAGGUGGAAGUGCGGAAGCGGCAAGAAGGGGUCAUCAGGAGUAACUGCAUGGACUGCCUGGAUCGGACGAACGUCACUCAAUCGGCAUUGGGCCAGUGGGCUGUCAACGAGCAGUUGAGGCAGGCGGGGGUUUUGAGUGUCAAGGAGACGGUAGGGGAGCAUCCGGAGUUUAUGGCCAUGUUCCGCUCGGUCUGGGCGGACCAUGGAGAUACGGUCUCUAAUGCUUAUUCUGGGACGGGCGCGCUCAAGGCCGACUACACCCGGACGGGCAAGCGGACAAAGCAGGGCAACCUCGAAGAUGGAUACAAGAGUGUCAUGCGUUAUGUCAAGAACAACUUUUUUGACGGUGAUCGACAGGACGCAUUCGAUAUCAUCACCGGCGGGUACGUGGCGAAGCGAGGGGGCAUACCGCCUUUGACCGACACUCGACCACUUCUCAUGCGAGCGAUGCCAUAUGUCCUCGCCUUCGCGCUGACCAUGAUCUUGGCUGCUUUCACCCUCCCGCGCACAUCAGACCUCUCCCUAUCAUCCUUCAUCUACUUUUGGUUCUUCCUCGCCUUUGUCUCCGGCAGCUACAUCUGGGGCAACGGCGUGUCGUAUGUUGCCUGGCCGAGACUGAACCCCCCGAUUUCGGUGCUGUCGUAUAACGGCCCCGGUGCCCGUUCGCUGCAGCGCGGUCGAGGCUUGACUCUGGGCGGGAUGGUCCCCUUCUCGGGUUGGAAGGCCAAGGCGAUCCCGGCGCAGGGGAGGGAUAAGACGGGGGAGCUGGAGAUGGGGAGGAAGAAGGGGGCGCUGAUUGAUUGA